Messenger RNA from Paramuricea clavata, 369 nucleotides. The record is from the annotation of a GenBank genome assembly. NCBI's taxonomy places the organism in Eukaryota, Metazoa, Cnidaria, Anthozoa, Malacalcyonacea, Plexauridae.
AUGGGAAAAUUUGCUACACAGAAGCGUAAAAAACGCCAAUUUUGUGCCAAUCGACAUACUAAACGUUCUCGUGUUGAAUAUGAGGGAGAGGGCGAGCCAGUAAUGCAAGAAAAUAACGAGGAAAGCGAGGUUUCUUUGAGUGCUGAUGAGGGCAACGUGGGCGCUAUUCCAGCUGGAAUUUCAGUGUCCUACAGGAAGCUUCAGCCUCGUGUUCGGCAGAAUUCCAGUGAGAAAAGAACCCCUAAACCUUCAACAAAAAGUUCUCAAGGCACUUAUGGAUUCAGGCUUUGUGAUAUGGAACUUAUUGGAAAUGUUUUUUCCAUAUUUGUCAGCUUCCCAGAAUGUAUACAACACAAUGGAAGAAAAUAA